AGGCUCAAUGGAGAACCGGAGCUCAUCAAGUCAAUCAUCUCGGUGAAGAACUUACCAAUCCGAACGUGACGCCUGAAGUCAAAGCAGCGGUCUGGAAGCAUGCCGAGGAGAUGACUGGACCAAAAUAG
Acaulospora colombiana is the source of this 128-nucleotide messenger RNA. NCBI's taxonomy places the organism in Eukaryota, Fungi, Glomeromycota, Glomeromycetes, Diversisporales, Acaulosporaceae. The record is from the annotation of a GenBank genome assembly.